AUGGUGAAGGAAAAAAUGCCUGGCAGUAUAGCUAGUUUCUCAUAUGGAAGCACAGACAACACAUUCUUGUCAAUGACACUCUGCUUCAAGCCUGCUAUAGAAGGAUUCUUGGCUGGAUGUAGGAAAAUCAUUGGAUUGGAUGCUUGCCAUUUAUAUGGGAAGUAUGGUGGUGUGUUACUGGCUGCAACAGGUCUAGAUGACAAGCAGAAGGGGAUUAGUGAAGCUUGUGACAAAUACUUCUACUUGGAUGAGCACAGAUUAUGUUUCAGACAUUUGAUGAAGAAUUUCAAGUCAUACAACUUACACACUCAUUUAUGGAAUGUUGUCAAAUGUUACAAGAAGAGACACUACCAGCAACACAUGGAUAAAUUGUUUGUUGAGGAUGAAAAAGCUGCAUUGUAUCUCCUAGAUCAAAAACCUGAAUGCUGGUUUAGGUCUCAUUUCUCAAAUGAUAGCAAGUGUGAGCACAUUAACAAUAAUUUCUCAGAAUCUUUCAACAACAUGGCAAAGCCCUUCAGGGAUAAGCCUAUCAUUACACUUGCACAAAUGUAUAAUAAACUGGUGAUGGGUCUUUUCUUCAAGAGGAGGAAUGAAAGUGAAAAGUGGCAGGAUGGUCAGAUAGUUCCAAAGGAAAUGAAGCUGAUUACAAAGAUGCAGGACUUAAAUCAUCUGUUUGAGUUGAUUGGAGCAAUAAGGGGAAAGGUGUAUGAGGUCAGGAGUGUUCAUGAUGCUGUGUUUAUUGUGGAUCUUCCCAAAAAGACAUGUAGUUGUUUGCAGUGGCAGCUGAGGGGAUUUCCAUGUCAACAUGUUGUAUGUGCUUUAACACCAUUGAGACCAAACUGGGCUGAUGUGGAAUACUACAAAAAAACAUAUGCUCCAGAGUUUGAACCACUGUCAGCUGAAAUUGACUGGAAUAUACUGGUAGAGUUCAUUAAUCCUCCUGUUAUCAUAAGGAAAACUGGAAGGCCAAGGAAGAAGAGGAUUCCUUCUUAUGAUGAAGAUGGAAGUGUGAAGAAAAUGAGAAAGUGUAAGAAGUGUGGAAUUUAUGGUCAGUAUGCAGUAACUUGUGGUGGUGGAGAGGUUGGAAAGAAUCCAAAGGGCAACAAGCCUAGAACCUGUGUUGAUGGCUCAACAUCAACACCUUAUGUCCCUAAACCAUCAAAAAUAAAGUACAACAGAAAGAAACCAGUUGCUAGUGCUUCUGCAGGUGCAUCUACUACUGCUAAGGAUGGAAUGAAGAACAACAACAGUUCCAAAACAUGUGUUGCUGAAUCUUCUAAACAAGGUGCUGCAAAAUCAGGUCAAGGGAGUAAGAGAAAGGCUUCUUCUCAACCUGCUUUCAAUCAGACUAACAAACAUGUUGGAUCUGUCAACAACAAAGUCACCUUCACAGUUGCAGAUCCAAAGGGAAAGAAGAAACCAAAGAAGUACAUGAAAAUCUGA
Messenger RNA from Papaver somniferum (opium poppy), 1443 nucleotides. RefSeq lists its product as uncharacterized. The transcript is spliced from 7 exons. The record is from RefSeq and is a predicted model, not a curated record. Lineage: Eukaryota; Viridiplantae; Streptophyta; Magnoliopsida; Ranunculales; Papaveraceae. Gene Ontology annotation, molecular function: zinc ion binding. Bases 1 to 1443 code for a protein of 480 amino acids.